AUGCUCGAGCUGGGCACCUCUCAUGCUUCGAGUUGGUUGGGCGCCUCUCAUGCCUCGAGUUGGGGACCUUUGAUGCUUCGAGUUGGGCACCUCUCAUGCUUCGACUUGGGCACCUUUGAAGCCUCGAGCUGGGCACCCACCUUUGAUGCCUCGAGUUGGGCACCUCUCAUGCCUCGAGUUGGUCACCUGUCAUGUUUUGAGUUGGGCGCGUUUGAUGCCUCGAGUUGGGCACCUCUCAUGCCUGGAGUUGGGCAUCUAGCAUGCCUCGAGUUAUUGGGUUUCCUUGAUGCCUCGAGUUGGACACCUCUGAUGCCUGGAGUUGGUUUCCUGCCCGCAGUUGGGCACCUGAUGCAUCAAUCUAUACUUCUUUUUAGCCUUGAGUUGGGCACCUCUGAUGCCUCUGGAGUUGCUUUCCUCUCCAGUUGGGCACCUUCGAUGCUUCCACUUCCACUUCUGCACCUCGAGUUGGGCACCUGUCCUGCCUCCAGUUGGGCAUCGUUGAUGCCUGGAGUUGGGCAUCUCUCAUGCCUCGAGUUGGGCGCCUCUCAUGCCUCGAGUUGGGGACCUUUGAUGCUUCGAGUUGGGCACCUCUCAUGCUUGGACUUGGGCACCUUUGAAGCCUCGAGCUGGGCACCCGCCUUUGAUGCCUCGAGUUGGGCACCUCUCAUGCCUCGAGUUGGUCACCUAUCAUGUUUUGAGUUGGGCGCGUUUGAUGCCUCGAGUUGUGCACCUCUCAUGCCUGGAGUUGGGGAUCUAGCAUGCCUCGAGUUAUUGGGUUUCCUUGAUGCCUCGAGUUGGACACCUCUGAUGCCUGGAGUUGGUUUCCUGCCCGCAGUUGGGCACCUGAUGCAUCAAUCUAUACUUCUUUUUAGCCUUGAGUUGGGCACCUCUGAUGCCUCUGGAGUUGCUUUCCUCUCCAGUUGGGCACCUUCGAUGCUUCCACUUCCACUUCGGCACCUCGAGUUGGGCAUCUGUCCUGCCUCCAGUUGGGCAUCGUUGAUGCCUGGAGUUGGGCAUCUCUCAUGCCUCGAGUUGGGCGCCUCUCAUGCCUCGAGUUGGGGACCUUUGAUGCUUCGAGUUGGGCACCUCUCAUGCUUCGACUUGGGCGCCUUUGAAGCCUCGAGCUGGGCACCCACCUUUGAUGCCUCGAGUUGGGCACCUCUCAUGCCUCGAGUUGGUCACCUGUCAUGUUUUGAGUUGGGCGCGUUUGAUGCCUCGAGUUGGGCACCUCUCAUGCCUGGAGUUGGGCAUCUAGCAUGCCUCGAGUUGGGUUUCCUUGAUGCCUCGAGUUGGACACCUCUGAUGCCUGGAGUUGGUUUCCUGCCCGCAGUUGGGCACCUGAUGCAUCAAUCUAUACUUCUUUUUAGCCUUGAGUUGGGCACCUCUGAUGCCUCUGGAGUUGCUUUCCUCUCCAGUGUAACCAGUGUCACCACCCGGUCUGCCCAGCGCCUUGCCGCUCCAGCUGUCACCGCGCCCCCAUACCGGAGGAUCAAGGAGCCUUCCGAAAAGCUUGCAGCACUGACGCUGCACUGA
This is a messenger RNA of Cladocopium goreaui, 1533 nucleotides long. Lineage: Eukaryota; Dinophyceae; Suessiales; Symbiodiniaceae. The record is from the annotation of a GenBank genome assembly.